GGAGGCCCCACGUGUUCCGACCCGCUGGGCCCCGCGCGACUCGGAUCCCGCUCCGCUCUUUCGGCCGGGAGUGGGUGGAGGAGCACCGGGCAGGGGAGGAGCCGCGGGAGCCGCGGGAGACGUCCCUUGGGAGGAACCCCGUGAGGUACCCAGUCUGAAAUGUGUUAAUGCCAGUGUGAGGCUUAAAUGGUGUAAUAGCACCCAAUAGCCAGGAAAUGGCCACAGCCUUGGAACCAGAGGACCAAGAUCUUUGGGAGGAAGAAGGAGUCAUGAUGGUGAAACUGGAGGAUGAUUUCACCUGUGGACCAGAGUCUGCCUUACAGGGAGAUGAUCCUGUGCUGGAGACCUCUCACCAGAACUUCCGGUGCUUUCGCUACCAGGAAGCAUCUAGCCCUCGAGAAGCUCUCAUCAGACUUCGAGAGCUUUGUCAUCAGUGGCUGAGGCCAGAGAGGAGAACAAAAGAGCAGAUCCUCGAGCUGCUCGUGCUGGAGCAGUUCCUCACUGUCCUGCCUGGAGAACUGCAGAGCUGGGUGCGAGGCCAGCGACCAGAGAGUGGCGAGGAGGCAGUGACACUGGUGGAGGGUUUGCAGAAACAACCCAGGAGACCAAGGCGGUGGGUAACCGUCCAUGUUCAGGGCCAGGAAGUUCUGUCAGAGGAGACACUACACCUAGGGGUGGAGCCGGAAUCCUUCAGUGAACAACCAGAUCCAACACAGACCUUGACCCAUGAGCAGCCCCAUGAGGAAGCCCUCCAGAGCACAGAUCUGGGGACACCGGAACAGGAGAGCUUGCAGCAUGAAGGGGAGCACCAGCCUCUACAGGAAAGUGAGGUUCCAGUGCCCCAGGACCCAGACCUUCCUGCAGAACAAGGGUCUAGAGACCCAGAGAUGAUAGCUCUUCUCACUGCUCUCUCUCAGGGACUAGUCACAUUCAAGGAUGUGGCUGUGUGCUUCUCACAGGAUCAGUGGAGUGAUCUGGAUCCAACACAAAAAGAAUUCUAUGGAGAAUAUGUCUUGGAAGAAGAUUGUGGAAUUGUGGUCUCUCUGUCAUUUCCAAUUCCCAGGCUAGAUGAUACCUCCCAGAUUAGCGAAGGAGAGCCUCAGGUCCCAGAUGUCCACGAAUCUCAAGAGCCUGCAGAACCAGAAAUCCUGAGUUUUACCUAUACAGGAGACUUGGGCGAAGAUGAGGAAGAAUGCGCUGAGCGAGAAGAUACCCACAGAUCUGUUUUGGCAGACGUAGAAGUUCAUCAGACUCCAGAUUGGGAAAUAGUCUUUGAGGAUAAUACAAGUAGACUUAAUGAAAGAAGAUUUGGUACAAAUAUUUCCCAAGUGAAUAGUUCCACAAAUAGUAGGGAAACUAUUCCUGGCCACUCCCCGGUAGUGAGGCAACAUCACUGCACGCUGUGUGGAAAAAGCUUUACAUGUAAUUCUCAUCUUACUAGGCACUUGAGAACUCACACAGGAGAAAAGCCCUAUAAAUGUAUGGAGUGUGGGAAAAGUUAUACACGGAGCUCACAUCUUGCCAGGCACCAGAAAGUCCAUAAGAUGAACCCUCCUCAUAAACAUCCUCCAAACAGGAAGAAUGCAGAUGGCCCUCUGACCCAGUCUGAGGGAAAUGCCCGUGUGGAGAAACCGCAUAGCUGUGAUGAUUGCGGAAAACAUUUCCGUUGGACUUCAGACCUGGUCAGGCACCAGAGGACACAUACAGGAGAAAAACCAUUUUUCUGUACUGUUUGUGGCAAAAACUUCAGUCAGAAAUCUGUGUUAACAACACACCAAAGAAUCCAUGUUACAGGUAAGCCCUACUCCUGUGGGGACUGUGGAGAGGAUUUCAGUGACCACAAUCAGUAUCUGACACACCGAAAGACACACGGGAGUGAGGAGCUCUAUCUCUGCAGUAAGUGUGGACGCUCCUUCGACCACAGUGCCGCAUUCGCCAAGCACCUGAAAAGCCAUUCUUCAGUGAGGAACUGCCGAUGCGAUGAAUGUGGUAAAAGCUUUAGCAGAAGGGAUCACCUCGUCAGACAUCAACGAACACACACUGGAGAAAAGCCUUUUACCUGUACUACCUGUGGGAAAAGCUUCAGCAGAGGGUAUCAUUUAAUCAGGCACCAGAGAACACACACAAGAAAGACCUAGCUAUGUGCCAUGUGUGGAGACAUUUAUUCAGCCCUCAAAAUUGGGAGGGGAUGGGCUCUGUGGUCAACCUUAGAAGACCUUUUCUGAGGCAUCUCUUUGACCUGCCCAUACCUUAUGUCACCUCUUCCAAGAACCAAACAAAAGCCCUCUCCAGAAUUUCUCGACUUUUCUCAGUUGAGGCUUUUUCACUGGCAUACUCCUGCCUCUACCUCAUGGGUAUGAAGUAGGAGAUUUGGGACUUUAAGAAAUUUUACUUAUUCUAUUUUCAGAAACCUAGGCUGUUCUAUAUCCUGAAGACUACUUUCCAGCCUCAACUUCAAUGUGGUCAAGGAUUAGGUCUCAUAAGGGACUAACCUAAAGGGCUGUGUCCUUAACUGGGCUCAAACCGUAAAGCACACAGCCCUAUACUCAGGACAGGAGGGAGGUCUGUGUCCUGAGAGAUUUGCCACACACUGCUGGGCUAGCUACAGGUUCCUCACUAACUCACCUCUUCACGGUACACUUUCCUUUAUGCUGGAGACGAGGGGGAGAGUGUUAAAAGACAAAUCCUUGAGGCUGCUUCACAAGAGUUUUGGAAGCCGCUCCCUUCACCAUUGUCAGAGUAACACCAAGUGCCAUACACUGCUGCAAAAGCCUUGUGGGGUGCACCGACCCCUGUCUAAAUACUCCUGUCUUUAGCUCCUCUGCUGUUCAGCUACUCUCAGUUUUGUCCCUCACAUGGCUGCUGCAAGAAAGACGUAGUACUGGAGUGCUGAAGAGUUUACUGCAGCAUAAUUAAGUAAUGGGGAAAUCCAUUACAUUCCCACACAAUGGCUAAGCCUAGUUCAUCUGGGUUGUGCGAGGGAGUCUGAAGCAGUCAGCAUAGAAAGGCACUGUAACCAGUGCGGAAUCACAGUUGACGGGGUCACUUCAUUCAUAAGGGAAAGAAGAGAAGAUAUUAACCCACUUUGGAAGGUAUGAAACAGCUGUUGCCACAGACCAAUAGGACUGUUCUGACACCCGGUCCUUGGUACCCCUGCCUCCGUUCUCUCAUGUCAGGGAACAUUAUGAACCCUAGUACUUUGGACCCUGAGAAUUCACCAGAAGUAAAUGGAUUUUUAUGUGUCUGUGGUUAUUUGGGUUUUUUAAUAUAUGUGUUCGUUUUCUUGUAACUGUGAACUAAAAAGUAGUAUCUCCUGGUGUAGCCCAAGGGUCUUUUACCUGUUGAAGGUCCCCUGGAGUGCGAACCUCGCGUGUCUGGCCAUCUGGAAAGGACUGGGGAGAGAUGGAACACGGGUGUGGAAUUAAAGCAUGAGAAGGCAGAUA
This is a messenger RNA of Mesocricetus auratus (golden hamster), 3443 nucleotides long. It is a transcript of the gene Znf202, whose product is annotated as zinc finger protein 202. Lineage: Eukaryota; Metazoa; Chordata; Mammalia; Rodentia; Cricetidae. The coding region runs from base 216 to 2138 and encodes 640 amino acids. The record is from RefSeq and is a predicted model, not a curated record. Gene Ontology annotation, biological process: regulation of DNA-templated transcription. Gene Ontology annotation, cellular component: nucleus. The transcript has 7 exons.